AUGAAGGUAGCCACCAUUCUCUCCGCCCUGGCCUCUGUGGCCUCGGCCAAGAUCCUCUUCGCUGGUGUUGCCGAGUCCAGCGGUGAGUUUGGUCUCUGGAGCCCCGAUGCCACCCCCGGAACCGGGUUGCCCGGUACCUUUGGCAAGGAUUACUCUUUCAUCGAUGAGAAGACGGUUGACAUCUUUGUCGACGAGCACAAGGUCAAUCUCUUCCGCGUCGCGUUCGCGCUGGAGCGCAUGUGCCCCCUCGAGACUGGUCUCGGUGCCACCUUUGACGAGGAGCACUUUGGCCACUACAAGGACGCCAUUGACUACAUCACCGUCACCAAGGGCGCUUCUCUCUGUCUAACACCAUUUUCCCCCGUCAACAGACGCCAUCCUCGACCCCCACAACUACAUGCGCUACAACGACCCUCGCAGCAACCCAUGACCGGCAGCGUCAUCGGCAACACCACCGACACCACCGCCGCCACCACCGAGCAAUUCGCCGAGUUCUGGGCCGAGCUCGCCGGCCGCUUCAAGGACAACGAGCGCGUCAUGUUCGGCAUCAUGAACGAGCCCCACGACAUGCCCACCAAGCUCGUCUUCGACAACAACCAGGCCGCCGUCGACGCCAUCCGCGGCGCCGGCGCCACCAACCUCAUCCUCGUCCCCGGCGGCCAGUGGUCCGGCGGCCACAGCUGGACCGAGAGCUGGGGCGGCGACCUCCUCCCCAACUCCGACUUCAUGCACAAGAUCGAGGACCCCGAGAACAACUUCGUCCUCGACGUCCACGAGUACCUGGACGAGGACUACUCGGGCACCCACUCCGAGUGCGUCAACGGGUACCCCGAGCACCUCGCCGAGCUCACCGCCUGGCUCAAGGAGAAUGACCUCAAGGCCAUGAUCACCGAGUUUGGCGGCUCCAACACCACCGCCUGCGAGACCCUCCUCGACGAGGCCCUCGGCUACAUGGAGGACAACGACGUCUUCGUCGGCUGGACCGCCUGGGCCGCCGGUCCUUUCUGGGGCCCCAACUCCGCUUGCUGCACCGACCAGAGGCAGCUCGGCAGCCUGGAGCCCGGAAGCACCGCUGCCGACGGCUCGCCCGGCUUGUACGAGACCCUCUGGAAGAAGGUCUUCGUGCCCCGCAUCCCCGAGACGCUCCAGUGGGAAGGCCCCGUUGUCAUCAACGAGGCUUAA
Parascedosporium putredinis is the source of this 1182-nucleotide messenger RNA. Lineage: Eukaryota; Fungi; Ascomycota; Sordariomycetes; Microascales; Microascaceae. The record is from the annotation of a GenBank genome assembly.